AUGGCAACUUCCGAAUGCCAUUCCAUGCCAACAACAAAUAAACAACGGCCUAUACCUCACGCGGUACUCAAGGUGCAAUUCAAGCGACUCGUGUCUCAGCAUAAUCAAGGCGGUGUCAUCUUCACUCGAGACCUCUUGACUGUCAUGGACGAAUUCGAACGAGAACAUGACGUUGUCCUCUUGACACUCGAUCAGAAAACAGCCAUUCAACCUUAUUGCAACGCCAAUCCUGACUUGGAGAUGACGGCAGAAGAUAUCCUCAACCUACUCAAAGUCAUGUUUCCCAACAACUCGCCUUCAGAAGAGAUAUACGCUGCACGACCUCGUACCUCGGCACCUCUUGCUGAUAAUUAUCGACGCCCUUCAUUAUACGAAGACGACAGCGACGACGACGACGACGACGACGACAAGGAUGAACCUGUCGACCAGGCACAAAACAAUGAGGACACUAUCCACAUGGAUCAUCGAGAACAAGACAAUCAAAAUACCAAGCCAAUGAACCAAGAUGCUAUUUUCUCGGGUGAAGAACAAGAAGAAGAGCAUGUCAAUGUUGCUCAAUAUUAUCGGAGGUCGUUACAGCUCACCAGGCGCCUCAAAGCUUCGGAAAGAAGCGUUGCUUCCAUGACACGUGACAAUGAAGAUCGCAUCACACAGCUACAAAACCGGGUGGAUGAUAUGACACAGGAGGUCGUGAAACAAAAGCGUGAAAUUCUUGAAUACAAGAACAAAGAGAAAAGCAGCUUGGAUCAAAUAGGCGCUCUCGAGGCACACAUUGCACGCAUCGAAAGAUCUGAAACAGACCAAAAGCAAAUCUAUCUAUCGAUCAAACGCCUCUUUGAAGAGAAAUGUCAGGAAGCUCAGGAGUUACAAGACAUGCUGCGACAUAAGGAAUUGGAGUUACAAAAGACCGAAGCAUUGCUCAGUGCUAUCAACCAUGAAUUCAAGCAUUUGAAUGAGGAACGCAAUCGGCUUAUGGAGCUUCAAAACAGCCUUGAACGUGAAUUGGUUUCAUCGCAACAAACACACAUGCAGCUUGAAGAACAGCGAACCGAGAAUGAGCGACUCAAGGACAUUAUUGACAGCCUCAAAUUGGAUAUUGAAUCACGCAAUGAUUUGCAUCCUGAUGCAGCGGUGCCUGAUUUAUUCAAACCACCUUCACCAGCAAAUACAUUGCAUAGUGAAUUAGAAGGACAAAUAGAAGAGCCACCAGUGGAUGCUGAGGAACGACUCAAGUCCGUGGAAAAUGAAAAAGAUUAUUACAAGACGCAGGCCAGCGUAGCUAUGGAGGACUUGGAUCGAGUUAAUCAGGAAUUGGCACAGCUGAAACGAGCAUUGGAUUUGGAGAACGAGUCUUUGGUCAGCGAGCUUGCACAUUUAAGAACGCGGUUCCCGGAGCGUCAAGAUGAUGUUGAGGAGCUUGAUAUCUCUACCAGCAACUAUACCGACGAACCUUUUGCGAUCCAGAUCCCGGCUGUAAAAUCAUCAGAGACCGACACAGCAAUUGAUAUGGGUGAUGUGUGGGCACAAUCAAGGCUAAGAAAACGCAAAAUGACUGGCAAGCGACGUACUAUACAAGAUUUGAACGAGUCAACGGCACAUGCAGUCGCAGCCAUGAUAGCGUCAUCUUCAUCACCAUCCUUCAAUGAACAUCAUCAAGCGCUUGUACGACCCAAUGAUCGAGCAGUAACCAACACAGCUACAUUUGCACUGUAUACCCUGCUUGUGUAUAUCUUUGGCAUAGUCACGUCGACCUUUUUGCUGGAUGGCCAUCCUGGAAGUUGGGAACAAGCACUGGUUGCUGUUGCUUCUCAACAAGGUGGUUCUCGAAGCAAGAUCCUGGAGAUAAUCUUGUAUUGGAUCGAAAAAUUGCUCGAAGGCAACGCUAUUCCACUCUCAUAA
This is a messenger RNA of Lichtheimia ornata, 1899 nucleotides long. RefSeq lists its product as uncharacterized. The transcript has 9 exons. The record is from RefSeq and is a predicted model, not a curated record. The coding region runs from base 1 to 1899 and encodes 632 amino acids. NCBI's taxonomy places the organism in Eukaryota, Fungi, Mucoromycota, Mucoromycetes, Mucorales, Lichtheimiaceae.